AUGGACGCCGAGCGGUACAGCGACACCAGUUCCAAAUACCCGGUAAUGAUGCCGACUGCUCAAGCCUUCAACGCCCAGAUCUACAGCGACGGCAUUUAUGAAGAAGAUAUACUUGUUGUCUAUGAUACCUACGAAGUUGGAUUAUAUUCUGCGCCGCGCGUCGCAUGGACAUACAUGCAUUUUGGGUAUAGAAACGUUCAUGUUCUAAACAACUUUACUCGAUAUGCGAAUCAGGGCUUUGCUAUUUCGAAUGAUUCACUAGUCCUGUGCUCAAAGCCGGUCCCAUGGCAAACUAUAAUUACUCUUCCGCAGGCCAGGGAUCCGCGGGAGGUGAUAUCAUUUGAGGAGCUACGGGAUCUCGUCUUAAAGAACUCCGCCCAAAGGCAUUGUCAGAUCCUGGAUGCUAGGCCUUUUCACCAGUUUUCUGGUCUCGAUGCUACUGCGUAUGAGUCUUUGCCACCAGGGCAUAUGCCCGACGCGCUGAGCAUUCCUCUGGCUUCUUUGUUAACGGAGGACAAAUCUCUUCGACCUGUGGAUGAGCUCAGGACUAUUUUCUCGAAGGCCGGAGUGGAUGAGGAGAUUCCUGUUGUUUUGACGUGCAACUCUGGUGUCACAGCUUCUGCUUUGGGCUUGGCACUGCGCGAGUGUGGCUACCAAAUGGAUAUGAGGCUUUAUGAUGGUAGUUGGAUGGAGUGGGCUGACAGAGUGAGCGAGAACGGCUUAAUCGUGACUAACUAA
Penicillium odoratum is the source of this 738-nucleotide messenger RNA. Its product is annotated as sulfurtransferase. The coding region runs from base 1 to 738 and encodes 245 amino acids. Lineage: Eukaryota; Fungi; Ascomycota; Eurotiomycetes; Eurotiales; Aspergillaceae. The record is from RefSeq and is a predicted model, not a curated record. The transcript has a single exon. Gene Ontology annotation, biological process: transsulfuration. Gene Ontology annotation, molecular function: thiosulfate-cyanide sulfurtransferase activity. Gene Ontology annotation, cellular component: mitochondrion.